Schistosoma spindalis is the source of this 828-nucleotide messenger RNA. Lineage: Eukaryota; Metazoa; Platyhelminthes; Trematoda; Strigeidida; Schistosomatidae. The record is from the annotation of a GenBank genome assembly.
AUGUCGGGGAAGUAUCUACAGUUUAUGUACUUUGCCUUCUUGUGUUCCGCACACCUUUGCAGUGGUGAUAAAAAUACAUCGGUAGUUUAUGCCGUCAAAAACUGUGUGUUGUCGGAAAAUGCUUCAUUUCUUCAUGGAAUUGUUGGGCAUUUAUUUUCCGAUGAGUCUGACGAAAAAGCGGACUAUUAUUUUAGCGUUUGUGGUUUCAAAACGGAGGAAAAUUCAUCAAUAUCAUUAAAUCAAUCGAUUAUCGCAGUUAGCGAAGCCAGUGUUGUGGAAUUAGGAUCAUUCACUAAUUUUACCGUUUCUAACAAAGGUGAUCGACAUCUGGUAAGGUUCAAUGAUUCAGAAAUUAUAACAGACUUAAUUCUUGGGUGUGGUAGUAUGGCAGCCUUUCAUCUCAUCAGUCAUGAAAACGAUAAGUCCUACAGUUUUGAUUUGUUCCAUCCCAGUCUUUGUUCUGUUCAACAAUCUAUGAAGUACACUUUCACUGUCAUUCUUGUAUGUUGUUUAGCUUUCAUUGUUGGAUAUUGUGUUCUAAGUUCUUUAAUAAAGAGAUGCUUAUAUGGACGAUCGUGGCAUCAGUCUGUUCCAUUCAUCAAUACAUUUGAACAUAUGAAAAGUCGAUUUCAGGACUAUAUUGUUCUUCAUUGUCAUCGUCCACAAAUUCGCCUUGUUGAACCAGUAUAUAUGCCUGUACCGAAUGAUUCACCAGAACGAUUUAAAACUAAAAAAAAUGAAACAAUAUGCGAAAAUUCAUUAGAACAAAAACAGUUAUUACUGUCGAAUUCAGAUGAACAACAAGAUGAUAUAUUAUUGACUCUUUAA